Punica granatum (pomegranate) is the source of this 1328-nucleotide messenger RNA. The record is from RefSeq and is a predicted model, not a curated record. NCBI's taxonomy places the organism in Eukaryota, Viridiplantae, Streptophyta, Magnoliopsida, Myrtales, Lythraceae.
AUGAAUGAAACCAUAUAGAGAGAGAGAGAGAGAGAGCCAGAGAGAGGGGGAGUAGAGAUCGAUCAUGGAGGUGGCAAUAACAAAGAUGAAUGGCAAGAACAGUAAGGAGGAAGAAGACGAUGAAGAAGAGACCAUAAAGUUGCCGGGGUUUCGGUUUCACCCGACCGAUGAGGAGCUCGUAUCGUUCUACCUGAGGAGGAAGGUGGAGAAGAAACCGCUAGAAGUUAUCAAGCAGAUCGACAUAUACAAAUACGAUCCUUGGGAUCUUCCGAAAGAAGUUAGCAAUGUCGGGGAGAAAGAGUGGUACUUCUUUUGCAUGAGAGGAAGGAAGUACAGGAAUAGCAUAAGGCCCAACAGAGUCACGGGCUCGGGCUUCUGGAAAGCCACUGGAAUUGACAAGCCGAUAUACGCCGCCAAUGAGCCCCAUGAGUGCAUAGGUCUCAAGAAAUCCUUAGUUUACUAUCGCGGGAGCGCAGGGAAAGGCACCAAGACCGACUGGAUGAUGCACGAGUUCAGGCUCCCUCCCAUAACCAAGAAUAAUAGUGCAGGUCUUGCUCCUCAUACUAAGGACACUGCUCAAGAAGCGGAAGUUUGGACCCUCUGCAGGAUUUUCAAGAGGAUCCCAACUCACAGGAAGUACACACCAGAUCCGAAACAACACGUAAACACCAAUACUGUCAAGUGCAAUAACCCGAUCACUGACUCAUGUUCAAAAACCAGCAGCAGCUUCGAGUCUGAACACAGCAGUGAACAGUACAUGAGCUUCACAGAUUCGAUGAUCCGCCCGAACAGGGACCUAACAAGAGCAGCCAUGGAUAACACUUGCGUGGAUGACCGGAACCCCUUGUUUCUAGCAGGUCAUUUCAAUUCCAUGCCUCCUUAUAGUCUGCCACCAUUUCCAGGAUCUUACUAUCAUCAUCCCGGACUUUGGAAUGCAAGCAGCGACGAUCUGCUAACUUACGGGAGUAACUGGGAUGAGCUGAGAUCCGUCGUCGAGCGGGCCAUUCAUCACCAUUCCCAAGCUUUUGACUGUACAUAGUUACGAAAGAAGUCACGUAUAGCUCGUCUUUACUGAUUAUAGAUGCUUUGUAUUUCUUUCUAAAUCCUUUCUGAUAUACGAAAUUACUACUUUACACAAUAACACGGGCCUGUACAAGUAAAUAAGUAGCACUGUCUGUGGCGAUAACGGUUGUUCCAUCUUAUUAUGCUGAUGACGGACGAUAGAUUUUCGAUGUAAUAUUUGCUGGAUUAUUCACAUGCCAUGAGGGCCCGUUAAUGUAAUUACAUGUUCAUAGACCUCGAAUGUAAAGUCUUUUUCGGUUACAAAA